UUAAGUCACUUCAAAUGCUAUCCGUGGACGAGCGGCUCAUUGUCAGGAGAGCUGCAGGGCAAGCAAGAGGAAGAGAACAUAGGUGCAGGUACAACAGCAGCAGCAGCACUUCAUCCACAGCAUCACAGAAAACACACUCUGCUACACUCAGUUGAAAGAAAAAAAAAUGGAAAAAGAUGCAAUAAAAUUCUCACCAGAUCGAAGUCCUACCCGCAGAGAUGAGCUGAGACAAAUAUCUCAGCGCAGUUUUUACCUAAGUCCUGCCCCAUUUUAUAUUAAUUCACCAAGAUUCCCCUUACCUAGUUACCCCAGCGUAUCCCCCACCAGAGACACCUACAGUGCUUUCAGCCCACAUGCGUUCUUUCCAAUGCUUGGCCCUGCUUUCACCCAGAAGGAAGGAUCACAAAAACGGAAAAGAACUCCUCUCAUAAUAGACGCCCAGGGAGAUGAAUCUCCUGACUUAGAAGAAGAGGAAGCAAAAGAAAGCAGCAGCAAGAAGACAGUGGACCUCUCUCACAGCCCCUUCUUCUUCCCACCACGCACCAUUUCCUCGCCUUCUUCUAAAACCAUUCCUGGGAUGAUUGAGCUCAACAGGCUGCAGCUACAUCACAGGUCGCCAGGUGUGACUCUGCCUGUGCAGGUGAAGCAGGAGCCUCUUAGUCCUUCGCCUGUUUGGCCCCCCUCCCCUCUUCUCCUCCAUCCUCCUUAUUUCCCGCCUCUCCCCCACAGCCUUCUUCCAUACCCCUUUUUCAUGCCCAGGCCUGUAAUACACCUCUCCCCUGGUGCUUUCUGCCCCAAAGAAGACCUCCACUCUAGUCAGGCCACUCAUGACACAAUUCCUCGAAGUGGAGCAACCAACAAUGAGAAACUCAGUAUCAAUGUUCACGUGGACGACAGCUACUAUGUGGAUGUUGGUGGGGACCAGAAGCGUUGGAAGUGCCGGAUGUGUGAAAAGUCCUACACCUCCAAGUAUAACCUCGUUACUCACAUCCUGGGUCACAACGGCAUCAAGCCACAUGGGUGUCACCUCUGUGGGAAGCUAUUCAAGCAGCUUAGCCACCUGCACACACACUUGCUCACACACCGGGGCAUGAGGCCCCAUAAGUGCCAGGUGUGCCACAAGGCCUUCACCCAGACCAGCCACCUGAAGAGACACAUGAUGCAACACAGUGACGUAAAACCAUACAGCUGCAGUGUGUGUGCUAGAGGCUUUGCUUAUCCUAGCGAGCUCCGCGCCCACGAACUGAAGCAUGAGAAAGGGCAGGAGAAUGUGUGUGUGGAGUGUGGACUGGACUUCCCUACACUGGCUCAGCUGAAGAGGCACCUGACUGUCCAUCGAGGUCCCACCCUCUACAAGUGCACAGAGUGCCAAAAGACUUUCCAGUACCCAAGUCAGCUUCAGAACCACAUGAUGAAACACAAAGACAUCAGACCGUACAUCUGCAGUGAAUGUGGGAUGGAAUUCAUCCAAUCGCACCACCUGAAGCAGCACACACUCACUCACAAAGGGGUAAAGGAGCACAAGUGUCGCAUCUGUGGUCGUGAGUUUACGCUGUUGGCCAACAUGAAACGCCAUGUUCUCAUCCACACCAACAUACGGGCCUACCAGUGCCACAUGUGCUUCAAGAGUUUUGUUCAAAAACAGACUCUUAAGGCUCACAUGAUCGUCCACUCGGACAUCAAGCCCUAUAAAUGCAAGCUUUGUGGGAAGGAAUUUAACAGGAUGCACAACCUAAUGGGCCACAUGCAUCUCCACUCAGACAGCAAACCCUUCAAGUGCCUCUACUGCCCAAGCAAGUUCACACUUAAGGGAAACCUCACCAGACACAUGAAAGUCAAACAUGGAGUCAUGGACAGAGGGCUGGAUGAAAGAUUGUUUCGGCAAAGAGGGAGGUUCUGUCUGUCCACUUCAAUGGGCCUUCUCGGCCAUUUCAGCCAAGAGGAGCCAUUUGACCUCUCUCAGAAGCCCCCGGGUAUGCCGAGCCUCCGUCUCUCUCAAUCUGAUGGUGAGAGUGUCCCAGGAAGCUCCUGUCAAGAUGAGGAUGAGGAGAGUUUGUACAGAAGGAGCCAGUACAGCCCUGAGGUGGACCAACAAGAGCCAGCAGAAGAGGACCAGUACAUUCCUGAGCUGAAGGAUAGAGGAAAAGGGUGUCCCAAUGAACUGAGGCCAGACAAGAUGCAGGAACAAGAAAAAUCGCAGCAAAGUUUAGACAAUGAAGUAUUUGAAGGGGAGUCAGCAGUAGAAGGACAAUCUGGAGAUCUCAGGAUCAACCAGGAUGACCUGUUGCAGUCAGAGAUGUCAUAUGAAUCUGAUGAAGAGCUAGAUGAGCAGAUGUACCACCAUGAAAAACUCCACAGACAAUCAUAUUAUUAUGAAUCAGUUUUAGAAGAUCAGCAGCAACAGCCUGAUGAGCCAGAGCAAAUCAAACAGCAGUUCGAUGGCAUUCAUGGGGCUGUUGAUGUAGAAGAGAAAAACUAGAACAGGCUGAAGACAGACUGUUGGAUCACUUACCCACAAGUGAAUUUACGGGUUGCAGAAAGAACUGUAAAUUAAAAAAAAAAAAAAAAAAAAAA
Molecule: messenger RNA, 2574 nt
Organism: Melanotaenia boesemani (Boeseman's rainbowfish)
Lineage: Eukaryota; Metazoa; Chordata; Actinopteri; Atheriniformes; Melanotaeniidae
Gene: znf366
Product: zinc finger protein 366
Exons: 7
Coding region: 167-2479 (770 amino acids)
Biological process (GO): regulation of transcription by RNA polymerase II
Cellular component (GO): nucleus
Molecular function (GO): RNA polymerase II cis-regulatory region sequence-specific DNA binding; DNA-binding transcription factor activity, RNA polymerase II-specific
Source: RefSeq, a predicted model, not a curated record